This is a messenger RNA of Thermothielavioides terrestris NRRL 8126, 4240 nucleotides long. RefSeq lists its product as uncharacterized. The transcript has 3 exons. NCBI's taxonomy places the organism in Eukaryota, Fungi, Ascomycota, Sordariomycetes, Sordariales, Chaetomiaceae. Gene Ontology annotation, cellular component: spindle microtubule; nucleus. Bases 234 to 3848 code for a protein of 1204 amino acids. Gene Ontology annotation, molecular function: microtubule binding; plus-end-directed microtubule motor activity; ATP binding. Gene Ontology annotation, biological process: mitotic spindle assembly; microtubule-based movement. The record is from RefSeq and is a predicted model, not a curated record.
GCAAUGCCCACAUGGAACCACUGAUGCGGCCAUUUUUGUGCAUGACAGCACUGACACCACACCAGCAGUCAGCCCUGAACAAACUCCCAAAAGCGCCGAGAUUUGCUCUUUGACUUUUUGCAACUAAGUUUUAACAUUGCGCAAUUUAUUUAGGACUUUUCCCCGACCGAGCGACAGAGCAAUCAAGACCAAAACAUACGCGACUGCUCCUGAUGGAGCGCAGACACACGUCCAUGGCGCCGCCGCCUGCUCGAGCGGCUGCCGGGGGGCGCGCCAGCAUCCGCCCCGGAGUAAGGAAUACGGCUGCCGCUUCGAGAGCCGGAGCCACACGCCAGCCGCUGGGCGCAUCGCGGCUAGCACGAGCCCCGUCGCCAGCAGAGUCGCUCGUGUCGGUAGCCACCGCAACCACGGCCGGCGCCAAGCGCAAGGAACGCGACUUCGACCCCGACGACGGCGAGGCUACGAACAUUAACGUCGUCGUGCGAUGCCGCGGUCGCAACGAGCGGGAGGUCAAGGAGAACAGCGCCGUCGUGGUGCGCACCGAGGCCACCAAGGGCAAGCUGGUCGACUUGUCCAUGGGGCCCAACGCCGUCAGCAACAAGACGUACACCUUCGACCACGUCUUCUCCCAGGCCGCCGACCAGAGCAUGAUAUUCGAGGACGUGGUGAGGCCCGUGCUGGACGAGAUGCUGGCUGGUUACAACUGCACCAUCUUCGCCUACGGGCAAACCGGCACGGGCAAGACAUACACUAUGUCGGGUGACCUGACCGAGACGAUGGGAAUGCUGUCCGAUAAUGCCGGCAUCAUCCCUCGCGUGCUGCAGGCGCUGUUCAACAAGCUCGAACUCGACGAAAAGGAGAAUUCGGUGCGCUGCUCCUUCAUCGAGCUGUACAACGAGGAGCUACGAGACUUGCUCGCUGCCGACGAGAACACGAAGCUGAAGAUCUUCGAUGACACGUCACGAAAGGGCCACGCCACCACGGUCGUGCAAGGCAUGGAAGAGCGGUACAUCCAGAAUGCCAGCGAAGGCCUCCGAUGGCUCAGGGAAGGCAGCGUGAAGCGCCAGGUGGCGGCCACAAAAUGCAACGACCUGAGCAGCAGAAGCCACACGGUUUUCACCAUUACAGUGUACACGAAGCACAAGACGGAAAACGGCGAGGACUUCCUCAUGUUGGGGAAGCUGAAUCUGGUCGAUCUUGCCGGCAGCGAAAACAUCCAGCGGUCGGGGGCGGAGAACAAGCGGGCCGCCGAGGCCGGGUUGAUCAACAAGAGCUUGCUCACCCUCGGGCGGGUCAUCAACGCGCUGGUUGACCGCAGUGCUCACAUUCCCUACAGAGAGUCCAAACUUACUCGGUUGCUGCAAGACUCGCUGGGCGGGCGGACAAAGACGUGCAUAAUCGCCACUAUAUCCCCCGCCAAGAGCAAUCUGGAGGAGACCAUCUCGACGCUGGAUUACGCUUUCCGGGCCAAGAACAUCCGCAACAAGCCGCAGCUGAACGCGCUGACGAGCAAGAAAAUGCUGCUGCGGGACUUCACUAUCGAGAUCGAGCGCCUCAAGGCCGAGCUGAUCGCCACCCGCCAGCGCAACGGCGUGUACCUGUCGAACGACAUGUACGAGGAGCUCACGGUGCAGAACGAGUCCCGCCGCAUCUUGACGGAGGAACAGGCGGCCAAGAUUGAGACUCUCGAGACGAACCUCAGGAACAAGGUACAGGAACUCUUGUCUCUGACGUCGAAUUUCAUGGGUCUCAAGAAGGAGCACGAAGGGACGCUGGCCCAGUUCGAAGAGACCAAGGAGCUGCUGGACCAGACCGAGAUCGUGCUGGCGGCGACCAAGAAGUCUCUCGCCGAGGAAACCCACCUCCGGAAGGCUCACCAGGCGACCGAAGAGGCGCUUGCGGCCGUCGGCGGCGACCUGCUCAGCACGCUCGAGAGGACGGUCUGCGACAUCGACGGCCUCCACUCGAAGAACAGACGCAGGUCCGAGCUGCACAACCUCAACCGGAGCACGUGGAAUAUGUCGCAGGCACACGUGGCAGACAUCACGGAGCUCGUCGAGGACCGCAUCGCCGAGUUCCGCCAGGACCAGGAAGAGCGCAUCUCCAGCAUCGCGCAACGCAUGCAGACGUUCGUCAAGGAAGAACUCGAAAAAAUGUCCUCGACGCAGAUCUUUCUCGACGAGAACUUGGCGCAGUUUGCCGAGUCGAGGACGCAGCUGUUGGGCCAGCAGGAACGGUCCAAGGAGGAGAUGGACGGCGUGCUGGAAGAAAUCAGGGUUGUUCGGGACAACGUGAAACAGCGCGUCGGGGAGAGCCUCCAGGCCAUUGCCGCGGCCGCCGAGCGGAUCGCGGGCGACGUGCUCGGCGAGCUGAACACGUUCCACAGCCAGCUCCACCUGUCGUACAACUCGCUAGGGAAGGACUUCAAGUCCCUCUUUGAGGAGCUGCUGCGACACAUCCGCGCUCAGAAGGCGGAAUCCGAUAGGCUCAGGGCCGAGCUCGAGGAGGCGGCGAAGGCCAUGGUGGAAUCGAACCAGUCGGUCUCUGCGAGAAUACAGGAGGUGCUGGACGAAGAGCGGGCGCAGGCGGCAACAGAGCGGCAAGCCUUGCUUUCGCAGAUAACGAGGCUGAUCAACUCGCAGGCCGAGCUUCAAGAGUCCCGGCUGGCCGACAAGGCCGCGCUUCUGCAAGAGACCAUGGCCGAUUCGAGCAAGAUGUUCGAGGGCAGCGUGGCCGAGUACUCCGCGGGCAUGGACGCAUGGGGCGAAAGAGACGAGAAGCUGCUGGAGGAGGUGGCCAGCUCCAAGGAUACGCUGAAGACCAAGCUCAAGGACGACUGGACGGCCGCAAACAAGCACAGCACUGCGAUCCAGACAGCCACAAAAUCGGUGCACGCGGAGACGGUGCGGGUGGUGGAGGAGCAGAUACAGGAUCUCGACGUCCAGAUGCAGGAUCUCGACGAGUUUGUCGCGCGGGCCAAGUCGCACAACGCCGGCCACCACGAGCGGCAUGCCGAGUCGGUGCAGAAGCUCAGCACCACGGUAAAGCGGUCCUUCGCCAACAUCUCGGACCACUUCAAGGAGACGUUUGGCAGAGUGCAAGCGCUCGGCGCCGAGAUGGACGCCGACGCGGACGCGCUGCGGGACGCGCUGGCGCCCCUCGACGAGAAGGUCUGCCAGCCGCUGGCCGAGCUGCGCGAGGAUGUCCAGAACACGCAGCUGCGCGAGUACGUGCCGACCGGCCAGACCCCGGAGAAGGUGCACUACCAGUACCCGACCGAGCUGCCGCGCACCGCGGCCCACGCGGACCUGCUUGCGUCGAUGCAGGAUUCGGAGCCCGAUCACGAUCCGGCCCCGGCCCCGGCGCUUUCCCCAACGCCGUGCAGGCCCGCCGGCCCCGUCGUCCUGCCCGACAUCGAUAUGACGCCCGUCCGCUCCCCGUCCCGUCCGGCCAGCACCGACAGCCAGCACCACCAGCAGCAGCAGUCGGGAGGGGACGGCAGCGUCGGCAGCGGCAGCAGCAAAAGCCGGCUCAGCAUGAGCCUGCGCGAGGUCAACCCCAACCUGACGGCCGGAUCGCUGGUGUUUGACGCAGCAGCAGCAGCAGCAGCCGCCGCGGCAGGGGCGGGGACAGCGAGGGGCAGCCUCCCCGGGGGCGGCCCGUUGCCGUCGUCGGCGGCGGCAGCAGCAGCAACGGGCGAGACGACGGUGCCGCUGGCGAAGAACACGCGCACGCGGGGGGCCUCGCGGCUGUCUAAGAAGGUUGUCGGCGCCAUCGCGGACGGGCCGGAGAAUGUGCCGCCCCCGCUGCGUAGUUCGACUAGGAGGAAGAGUCCUCGGCUGCACUAGGUUCUUUUCUUGUACCUGGUUUUCCACGGUUGCACUAGGUUCUUCUUUGUGCGUGGGUUUUGUGGAGGCAUGGAGAGUCGUUCGCUGGUUGUGUGAAGGGGAGGAAGCAGGGUUGUCGUUUGGCUCUCGUUUUUGUUGUUGGAGUUCAAGUUUGUUGUUUAGACGGCGGCUUUUGCGCUCCUGGAGUUGGGUUCUUGAAAUGGAAGCUGGUUGGGUGUCGUCGGUUAUUACACUGCUUACUGGGGAGGCAGGGCUGGGGUGGUUUUGUGGUGGGUGAUAGGGAACGGAGGCAGCUUGUUCUAGGCUUGUAGGGUUACUGAGCACCGAUACCCUUACGGUUCGAGUUGGGAAUUCAGUUUAAUUUCUGCGCAGUGUGAUCAAUGCGUGACAAG